Cooperia oncophora is the source of this 1026-nucleotide messenger RNA. The record is from the annotation of a GenBank genome assembly. Lineage: Eukaryota; Metazoa; Nematoda; Chromadorea; Rhabditida; Trichostrongylidae.
AUGGGAAAAUACAGUGAGUAUUUCCUGGUGCACGAAAAUAUGCUGAUAUGCAACACCUGUAGUUGGGCGAUACCGAAACCGAAGGACUGUACGACAUCAUCGCUACGCCAUCAUUUGCGAAAGAAACACCCAGACCUCUACAGCUGUUUCAAAGAUCGCGAAGAUCAAACCAAGUAUGAGCGGGCAACGGCAGCCGAACGAGCUAUGGCUUUGGCGCAAGGUCUGAAACGAAUUUGGAAGUCGGAACCCGAAGCCGGUCCUGAGCCUUCGCAACCGAAACGACCAAACUGCAAGCCUGGCACUUCGUUCGCAUCAGUGUCGGAAGCGACUAUAUGGGAACCACCACAUCGUGAUCGCAUGGAUAAUAUCGAGAAGGCCAUUACCCAGUUGCUCUGUACUGCCGCUUUGCCCUCUUCUUUCGUCGAAAGUCUUGGAUUCCGCAACCUCAUCAGCGUGAUCUCUCCGCGAUUCCAUCUGAAGCCUCGAGUCCACUUCACUGAAAAUUCGUUGAGUGCACUGUAUGAUGAAUACGUGACAAAGAUAAAAACGAUGCUGAACUCAGCAUUGUUUGUGAGCUUUUCCACAGAUGUGAGGGUGUUGCCAAACGGGCAGGACUCGCUAGUCACAUUCACGAUUCACUUCAUUGAUGAAAGGAUGGUUCCUCGUUUUGCGACCGUGUCAUCAAAUCUGAUCCAUGGUUUGCCCACGCCCGACGAGACGAGAGCGCUUUUGGCAAAAGCUCUGAAUUCAUACGUAAUAAACCAGGAGAAAGUUCACAUUCUUGUCGAGCACUGGCCGGUACCUACUGCAGCCAUCUCGAACUACGUCAAGCAUAUGAGCGACUUUUCUCAGAAACUCCAAAAGGCCGUGGAUAAAGGAGUGCAAUUAGUUUUGAAUGAAAAUGACUCCCUCUUGGCACGAAUCAAGCAGAUCGCACCAACAUUGUGGAAAGGAGAAGCAGGGAAGAAUGUCAGGAGCUGUAGUCGUUUAUGUGGACCAUCUGAUGGAAUGUCGGUAGGCAAAUAG